AUGGAGGAACUUGGUGGUGCCCCGCCUGUUGCGUCUGUUCCGCCCGGCACAGCCGGUGUCGUCGAGCCGCCCAAACUCGUCGACGCCCCGGCACCCGAGCAUCCGCACCCCGAACCUUCGUUCGAGAAGCCUCCUAACAAAGUAGGACGGGCUUGUCUCGUGGCCGGCUACCUGUUCACCAUCUCCCUGGCCGCCAUCGUGCUGGCGAUCUACUACAGCUUCUUCUGGUUCGGAGACGCCGCGCUGUUCCCGUCGACUGGCGGCGGGGCGAGGAACGUGACUACCGCGGCGCCCGGCGGUGGAGGCGGCGGCGACGGAGGGAAUGGAGGCGGCGGUGACGACGGGAAUGGAGGAGGAGGGAUGGCGACUACCGCCUCGGCAGAAGAUUUAAUGAAAUGA
Branchiostoma belcheri (Belcher's lancelet) is the source of this 399-nucleotide messenger RNA. Its product is annotated as putative transmembrane protein INAFM2. Lineage: Eukaryota; Metazoa; Chordata; Leptocardii; Amphioxiformes; Branchiostomatidae. Bases 1 to 399 code for a protein of 132 amino acids. The transcript has a single exon. The record is from RefSeq and is a predicted model, not a curated record.